GAGGAGGAGGCAGCCAUGUCGGAGAAGAAGCCGCGAGGUUCAGACACACGUCCUAAAUGUGGCCUCCGCAGUUGGAGCGCCGACAGCUAUGUUUGGAGGGGGAAGAAACGCUCCAGAAGCUCUCGCAACGGGUCGAGUCCUGGAGGACUGGAGGUGGAGGGGACAGAGGAGCUGGGUGUGCGGUCGACAUCCUGUCCGAGGCGGCGCAGAGAGAGAAAGUGUAGCUGCAGCACUGUUGGGGAUUCAUUGACGUCCGCAGACAUUGACGUUGUCUGUCGGAAGGCCUUGUCCCGCCGCUCUCUGCGCCAGAAGUUUCAGGAUGCUGUGGGCCAGUGUUUUCCACUGCGCACUCACCAUCACCUUCAUCACCAUCACCACCAUCCAUCAGGCUCCUCAAGACCGUUCUCGGUGCUCUUCUGGUCCAAACGCAAGAUCCAUGUCUCAGAGCUCAUGCAAGACAAGUGUCCCUUUUCGCCCAAAUCUGAACUGGCCAGAUGCUGGCACCUCAUCAAAAAAAACGGCACCCACCCAAGUGCUGUGAGGGACAUGGAGGCUCCCCUCAAACCCAACGUCUCAUCUUCCUCUACCUCCCCACCGCAGACCCCCCUUUCAUGGGAUGAUAUCUGCUGCUCUCCCGGGCCUGGAGGCACCAGUCUGGAGGACUGGGACCCUUCUUGUCCUCACGGGGGAGCAGAGGGCAGGUGCAGCCACACAGACUACAUCCUGGUCCCAGAUCUCCUCCAGAUCAACAACAGCCCCUGUUACUGGGGUGUGUUGAACCGCUUUGAGGCAGAGGAGCUACUGGAGGGGAAACCAGAGGGCACGUUUCUGCUCCGAGACUCUGCCCAGGACGAGUUCCUCUUCUCCGUCAGCUUUCGGCGCUACAGCCGUUCCCUGCAUGCACGCAUAGAGCAGAACGACAAGCGUUUCAGCUUUGAUGUGCGCGACCCAUGCAUGUACCGUGAUUCCAGUGUGACAGGACUACUGAGACACUACAGUGACCCGGCCACCUGUCUCUUCUUUGAGCCGCUCCUUUCCCGGCCACUAUCGAGAACCUUCCCUUUCUCCCUCCAGCACCUAUGCAGGACGGUGAUCUGUAGCUGCACCACCUACCAGGGCAUCGACAACCUGCCGCUGCCACCUCAGCUCAAGGACUACCUCCGACAGUACCACAUCAAGUGUGAUGGGGCCUGUGCUGUGUGACAGGCCAAAGCAGGAGUCUUACUGUAGUGGGGUAAGAUAGGACGAGCAAAGACAGCAAAGAGACAAGAUGCUGCUCAACUUUGCUUUUGCGGAUAUUUCAAGUCUAAAUAGUGCAGGCCUGCGGGGUUUUUAAGAUGUUUGUUGGUCUUGGUGCAUCAAGAGACAGAAAGACCAAACUGUUGUUUAGGACCAUCCACCUUCUCCACAGGUCGAGAUCCACAUGCUGCAGGACCUCAGACAUAAUGUAAUCCUGGACAUAUGGACAUAUGCAGAAAGCUUCCAGUGAUAUUGACAGUUAUUGAAGUCUAAUGGGACAAGAAAGAUCCAAUACAUUUGCCUUAAUAAUCUUAAGGGAGCGAGGAUUCUCAACAAUCAACAUGACGUAAAAGGUGGGGGGAGAAAUAGAAUAGAAUAGAAUGUAUUACAUUUUCUUCAGUGUUUAAGACUAAGCCUUUAAUGGCUACAGAGCGAGCAGGUCCUCUUCUCUGGAGUCCACCUUGUUUCUACAGCGGCACACAAUGGGAAAACCAAACACUGGUGCUAAAGAGGGCCUUAAGUGUUUUUCACAUUUUUAUUUAACGUAGAGUAGGGUGAGAGGAGGCUGGCUCAGUUGUUUGCAAUCUGCAACCACACUGCUAGAUGCCACUAAAUGCUACACAAUGGACCUUUGAACUUGGCACUUGUUUGUUGUGGAAUACUGAUCCUUGAAGUCAAAGGAUUUUCCUCUUGACUUCAGUUACAUCAAGUUAGCCAUAAGUGGUCUAGUGUGGGGAUAGAGUAUCUCGCCUUGCCACUAGAGGAACUGCACCUUUCAUUGUACCUGGCUCAGACCAAACCACCUUUCAUAUGCCUAUAUAUUAUAAAAUACAAUGUUUUGCUGUGGUCUUGCACAAAAACACUGGCAUUAAAGGUUAAAGGUAUAUUAAAGGUACAUUAACUUUCCAACUAGCCAAAAUGUGUAGACCUGUGCAUUAUCACUGAAAAAUUCUUAAAACUAAAACCAAAGACUUUGUGUGAAGACUGAGGUUAUGAAAAUGUCUGACACACUUACCUCCUCGUGGGUAAGCAGAGUCAGACAGUGCAGGCGAGAUGACCGUUUUCCAGUUUUGCUUUAUAAUGUGCAACUUAAAAUGGCUUCAAGCACUCUGAUGGCAAUCAGAGCAAUACGUAAUGAUAGGUAAAAGAGACUUUAUUGAUAACUUUAUUGAACUUAUUCAAUGGGACUGCAUUCUCCUCUGCAGCCACAAGAUGGCAGCACAACUGCACUGAUCAAAGCUUUGGGAGGACCUCAUCUGCACCACUUGUCUACCCAGAUGCUUCUUUUCCAUCCAUCCUUUCCAUAGCUGAAAGGUCCUUAGUGAAUAUUAAUUUUAAGAUCACCUCUGCCUGGAGUGGAAUACAGCAAAGUAUCUGAAUCACAGUGAUUAUCUUUUCAGGCUUAUAUUGUAUUCACCACACACAAACCAAUAAAUACACAAACCAAUAA
Messenger RNA from Scatophagus argus, 2689 nucleotides. It is a transcript of the gene socs4, whose product is annotated as suppressor of cytokine signaling 4. Gene Ontology annotation, molecular function: 1-phosphatidylinositol-3-kinase regulator activity. Gene Ontology annotation, cellular component: phosphatidylinositol 3-kinase complex. NCBI's taxonomy places the organism in Eukaryota, Metazoa, Chordata, Actinopteri, Scatophagidae. The record is from RefSeq and is a predicted model, not a curated record. Gene Ontology annotation, biological process: intracellular signal transduction; phosphatidylinositol phosphate biosynthetic process. The coding region runs from base 16 to 1203 and encodes 395 amino acids. The transcript has a single exon.